GCAGGUCCCUCUUCAUCCACACCCGCGCGCGAGAACAACACAGGUGAGGCAGCAGCGUCGAGGGACCCAAAGUCCAAGAAUUCAACCCCAGAAGUUACUGUUCCUGUGCGCGACAGGGAAUCCUUUGAGAGGUACAACCUGGAGAGGAUCAUGGAUAGAGACAAGCUUGCCACGGCAGCCCUGAAGCAGGCGCAAGACCAGAUUGAGCAGUUCUCCAAGAGGCGGCGCAUGGAGAUGACCGACUACCGCGCUAUUCAAACCGACUACGCUCAGGCAUUUCCUCACCGGAGGUUAUAUGGCGUAGGGUAUAAUGGCUUUGGCAACGGCCACACCGAGACCUCGACACAGCCUCGCCUCAUCUACCCCAAGGACAAGCCCCGGCCUGGCAACCGGACAACGCCAGCGCUACCCAAGCCUAGCCGCAAGGACAUGAAGGAGCAGGCCGAGCAGUACGAGGAGCUGGUACCGAUACGGGUGGAAAUCGACUAUGACAAGGUUAGGCUGCGCGACACCUUCACGUGGAAUCUCCACGACAGACUUAUACCGAUCGAUGUGUUCUCUGCGCAGCUUGUGGAGGAUAUGGGUAUCAAGAUGCCGCUCGACCGCCCCGUCUGUGAGCAAGUCCACCAGCAGCUGCGGGAUCAACUUCAGGAUUUCUAUCCUAUGGUCUAUUCUGAAGAAGACGCCCUCGACCCUGAGCUGCCCUACUCGGCAUACAAGAACGACGAAAUGAGAAUAUUGAUCAAGCUCAACAUCACAAUUGGCGCCGUCACCCUUGUCGAUCAGUUCGAAUGGGAGAUCAAUAAUCCCAUAAACUCACCCGAAGAAUUUGCUCGCGUUAUGGCGCGUGAUCUGUCGCUAUCGGGAGAGUUCACCACAGCGAUAGCGCACUGCAUCCGAGAGCAGACGCAGCUUUUCACCCGCAGCUUAUACAGCAUAGGCCACCCAUUCGAUGGCAGGCCGGUAGAAGAGCCAGAUCUCGUGGCUGCCUUUCUUCCCUCGCCGCUCCCGACCGUGUUCCGACCGCAGCAGCAAGCGAAGGAGUAUGCGCCAUAUCUUUACGAGAUGGAUGAGGCCCUCAUGGAGAAGAACGAGGGCGCAUUCCUGAGAGAGCAGCGGAAGCAGAAGCGGUCGGUGAAUCGGCGUGGUGGUCCCCAGCUUCCCGAUCUCAAGGAGCGACAGAGAACGAUACGGACUAUGGUCGUAUCGGAGACCCUGCCUGGCGCGGCUACAUCCCCGGACAAGAGCGGACUCUACAAACGAGUGGGAGGCACUGGUGGUGGAAGAGGCAGGAGAGGAGCUGGCGGUCACGACGGCGCCUUCUCAGAUACGGACGACAGCGAUGAGUCUGGCCCAGACUCUCCAGCACCGUCGCACGUUCCGACCGGCACAGCUCGCACGAGAAAUAUGCGCGGUGCUGCAACUGCGGCGCAACAAAAGAUGGCCCACCUGGGUCGCUCAGAGACCCCCGAAGUCAUCACGUCACAUCAUCACGAAACCCGAGUAUCUUCGACUAGGCGAUAUGGCCGCGAAGUCCAGGAAACUCCGGACGAGCCACGAAACCACCUAGUCACCAUCAGGAUACCCAAGAGCUAUGAGAAGGUUCGACAUCUGCUCUGGAGCUUGAAGACCGGAAAGCCACUCCCAUCAGGCUCCCAGACGCCAGCUCAGACACGGGCAGCAAGUGCAUCCACACCACAGAGCCGCAUGGCGCCCCCUCCACCGACGCCCUCAGCGUCAAAACCAAGCCUUGUAAAGGCUCCGAGCAAUGCAUCCAGCGCAACCCCGCAGCCUCCACAGCCUCAACUCGGUCGCGUGCCCGCACCUCCCCCUCCGGCUCAAGGAGAGCCUCCUCUUUCUGCUGUAAGUCCCUCUGCACUCUGUGUACCAUCCACACAGCCUCCUCCUCCUGACUGGCUCAAUGCAGCCUUGGACGGGCUCCGUCAAAUUUGGAAGUUUGACGCCUUCGAGGGGACCAUGCGGCACUGCGCCGUCCACGCCGAUAGCGAGAUCAUCAUCAUCCCAGCUCUGCAGAUCCCACCAGGCUCAGCACCGCCGCCAAACGUCAAAUGGAUGUUCCUGCCCAGGAUACGCUGCACGGACUGCCCCGGCAAGCUGUACACUCCAGGCCCAGGGGAGUCUGCCGAUAACUUUGCUGUGCAUCUAAGAAACAAACAGCACCGCGAGAAGGUCAACAAGCGAGUCGGGAAGGAUACGGUGCCC
Cryphonectria parasitica EP155 is the source of this 2223-nucleotide messenger RNA. RefSeq names its product SNF5-domain-containing protein. Gene Ontology annotation, cellular component: SWI/SNF complex; nucleus; nuclear chromosome. The transcript has 2 exons. Gene Ontology annotation, biological process: chromatin remodeling; regulation of transcription by RNA polymerase II. Lineage: Eukaryota; Fungi; Ascomycota; Sordariomycetes; Diaporthales; Cryphonectriaceae. The annotation marks the transcript as partial. Gene Ontology annotation, molecular function: transcription coregulator activity. The record is from RefSeq and is a predicted model, not a curated record.